Messenger RNA from Cydia strobilella, 4038 nucleotides. RefSeq names its product speract receptor-like. Gene Ontology annotation, cellular component: plasma membrane. Gene Ontology annotation, molecular function: protein kinase activity; guanylate cyclase activity; adenylate cyclase activity. Bases 202 to 3942 code for a protein of 1246 amino acids. The transcript has 26 exons. Gene Ontology annotation, biological process: protein phosphorylation; intracellular signal transduction; cGMP biosynthetic process. The record is from RefSeq and is a predicted model, not a curated record. Lineage: Eukaryota; Metazoa; Arthropoda; Insecta; Lepidoptera; Tortricidae.
UCAGGAGGGAGAUGUCAGAGACUGUAGUCACGCCGCUCCGCCAGUCUGCACUCGCCGCCGGAUGAACGCGCGCGCCCGCCGCCUAGCGGGAAAACUUUACGGCAUGGCGAAACUGUGCGGAAAAUAGAUCGCGACUUGUAAUGACUUUGUUUAAAGGAUUGUAUGUGGAAUUUGUUGUGAAGUGAAAGUUCGAGUGACAUCAUGAAUACUUGGCACUGGAUAAACUGGAGCUGGUGCUGGUAUUUCCUGAUGAGCUGCCCAACUUCGGCCGACAUCUUCACGCUCGGCUACAUCACGGGCUCGGAGAGGCAGGAGGGUGACAACACUUAUUGGAGACUCGGACGAGUCAUUUCAGGUGCAAUUUCAAUGGCAGUUGAUGAAGUGAACGAAAAGCUUCUCGGCCCAAUGAAUCACUCGUUACGGUUCGAAGUCGCAGAAACGUACGGUGACGAAGAAAUUUCCAUCAAGCAGGUGGCGGCGCUGUGGGCAAGAAACGUUUCUGCGUUCAUCGGGCCACAGGAGACCUGCGUUCAUGAAGGGCGGAUGGCUGCUGCAUUUAAUUUGCCUAUGAUUAGUUAUUACUGCCGCGACGUGACCCUGCCUUGCUCCAACAAGCCAAACAACAUGCAAGGGUACUCCACAUUCGUUCGUACGCGGCCCUCUGACACCAGCAUAUCAAGGGCUGUCGUUGACGUUUUGACGCAUUUCAACUUUAUGCAUGUAACCUUUCUUUAUUCAAACGCACUGAACAAAGAUUUCUCCCGACUCGCACAGGCCAUUAUCGCUGCUGUUAAGGAGAGGCAAAUAUCAGUUCGGAAAACUGAAGCAUACAGACAUUCCUACUACUUCGGCAAUAACUAUACUCGCAACCCCUUCUUGGAGAUCGUUCAGGAAACUUACAAAGACACUAGAAUUUAUGUAUUGGUGGGGAAUUACCACGACCACGUUGGACUUUUGAUGGCUUUGGACGCCAUGCAGCUUUUAGACUCUGGUGAAUACGCCGCCAUCGGCGUGGAUGUCGACAUGUACACGAAGGAGCGAGCCCGGCAGUACCUCACGGGCCCCGUGAGCAACGAGCAUCCUCCUCUUCGCAUAUUUCGUUCCUUCCUCUCGGUGGCACCCAGCUCACCUUCGCCUGCCUACCCUAAAUUCGCGGCCGAAGUUAACAGGAGACUUCAGAUGCCACCGUUUAAUUUUGCAAAUCCACUGAUGGGUUUCGGUGGUAAAGUCAUCCCAGAGUACGCGGCGUGGCUACACGACGCAGUGUGGGUAUACGCACGCGCGCUGAAGGCAGCUAUACUCGCCGGCGACAACGUGCGUGACGGCCGUGCGCUCGCCAGGCGGAUGCGGAAUACUACCUACGAGAGCAUCAUGGGGUAUUCUAUUCACAUGGACGAAAGUGGCGAUGCGGAGGGAAAUUACACGCUGCUGUCUGUCGACCCUUCAGAAACGCCUGGCUUGUACCCUCUUGCAGUUCUGCAUAAAUCUGCGCCGGAGGUGAGAUUUUUACGUCCCAUGAGUUGGCCUGGCGGCCACGCGCCGCUUUCAGAGCCUCCUUGCGGGUUCCGUGAUGAAAAAUGCGCUAGUCACGUGGGCGCCUGGACCCUCGGCGCAGCAGGCGGCGCCCUAGCCCUGCUGGCGCUGGCAGCAUUGGCGCUGUACCGCGGCUGGCGCUACGAGCAGGAGCUGGACUCGCUGCUGUGGAAGAUCGAUUUCAGGGACCUCCAUCUGCCCGACAAGGAACAGCGCACCAACAAACUGAAUAGCAGCGCGACCGGCAACGGGAACCCAUCGGUCAUAAUUGCCAACUCUGAGAAGAAUGGCAGUACAGGCGGCGUUCGCUCCAGCCAAGUUUCGCUGAGCUCCAACCCUGACCUGGACUUUCGUUAUUCGGCCAUCUUUACUGAGGUUGCGCUGUACCGUGGACGCCUGCUUGCCGUCAAGAGAAUCCGCAGACACCAUAUCGACAUUACGAGGGAAAUCAAGAAAGAACUUAAAACCAUGCGGGAUCUACAGCACGACAACGUGAAUGGUUUCGUAGGAGCGUGUAUAGAGCCGCCAAACGUAUGUGCGCUCUCGGAAUAUUGUACCCGCGGCAGCCUGAAGGAUAUCCUUGAGAACGAAGAUAUCAAACUGGACAACAUGUUUAUCGCAUCAUUAGUCGGAGAUAUCAUCAGGGGAAUGAUUUUCAUCCACGAGUCACCGCUGCAGUACCACGGGGCACUACGUCCAUCCAACUGUCUAGUGGACGCGCGUUGGGUCGUCAAGCUCGCAGACUUUGGGCUCCAAGCCUUCCGUGCUGGGGAAUUACCACCAACUGAACCGAACGCUAUUAGAUCGCAUAUUGAAAGCCUAGUAUACCUGGCGCCCGAGCUGCUCCGCUCCGCCGGCUGGGGCAGUCCGACGGUAUCGGAGCCGUGCGACGGCUCCCCGGCCGCAGACGUGUACGCGUUUGCGCUGGUGCUGUACGAGAUGCAUACGCGCCGGGGCCCAUUUGGGCCUGAUGCGCCGCCCGCGCCCACGCUGCUGCGCCGCGUCGCGUUAGCGGAAACGGUGCCUUACAGACCACCAGUAGACGUCUUAACGGCUCAGUUCGACUGCUCGCGUGAAUGUUGCGUGGAAUGCUGGGCCGAGGACCCUGCAAUGCGACCCGACUUCAAGGCUAUUAGAACCAAACUGAGACCCCUUCGGAAAGGAAUGAAACCAAAUAUAUUCGACAACAUGAUUGGCAUGAUGGAAAAGUAUGCAAACAAUUUGGAAGUAUUAGUAGAUGAGCGCACUGAUCAGCUACAAGAAGAGAAAAAGAAGACAGAGGCGUUAUUAGAAGAAAUGCUGCCAGUGCCAGUCGCCGACCAGCUGAAGCGCGGGCGCCGCGUCAUGCCCGAAAGCUACGACUCCGUCACGAUCUAUUUCAGCGACAUCGUUGGGUUCACCGCCAUGUCUGCAGAAAGCACGCCUUUACAAGUUGUAGACUUCCUGAACGACCUUUACACAUGUUUUGAUUCAAUCCUAGAGAACUUCGAUGUUUACAAAGUGGAAACUAUUGGCGACGCUUAUAUGGUUGUAUCUGGACUUCCCAUACGUAACGGAAUAAUGCACGCGGGCGAGGUGGCCUCAAUGGCUUUGGCUCUCCUAUCGGCCACACGGUCCUUCAGAGUCCGACACAGGCCCGACCAUAGGCUCUUACUACGAGUUGGAAUACAUUCCGGUCCCGUAUGUGCUGGAGUAGUAGGACUAAAAAUGCCUAGAUAUUGUUUAUUCGGAGACACCGUAAACACAGCGAGUCGUUUCGAAUCAACUGGGGCACCUCUCAAAAUCCACUGUAGCGCAGCAUGUAAAGCAUUGUUGGAUAAACUAGGUGGCUAUAUACUAGAAGAAAGAGGGAUAGUAGCUAUGAAAGGCAAACGCGAUCAGGUGACGUAUUGGCUGAAGGGGGAAGAGACGGAGACGGCCGCGGCGCGCGCGCACCGGCGCGCGCAGGCGGAGGGCAUGCCGCAGCUGGCCGUGGAGAAACGAGGCCAGAGGAGUUCUCUUAAGAACAAGUGCUGGAGGAAUCAAGUUGGAGUGUUACACAGGUGUUGCAGUUUAGAAUCUCCAAAAAAGUUGCGUUUUGCUUCAGGCAAUUUACUAGAAUCGCAUACUGAUAGCGUUUUACACCAUCGGAGUGAUGAAUAUUUAAUGGAGGUGAUAGGCGACGGUCAUUUAACAACAGCGCAACGCGGAGAUUUCUUAGAAGCGCCCAGCCUCCGACACGAGCUAACCAGCGUGUCUUGCCCCAUCAUUGAGCACACAGAGACGCCACAAGCUCCUGUUCCAGCAAAUUAUUGCGCCACCCUACCCCACGAGAACAAACGAACCAAGCCCUGCGAUAUUAAGCUCGUGGUCAACGGGUGCUCGUACAAUGAGAACGAAGCGGGCAUACCGCUGCUCGCGGACGCGUGACUUAAUACAUGUACUUAUUUAUUGCUCGCACUAGUCAUGGGCGAUGCCCUGGGCCUAUAGCAUAGGAUGUUAGAGGCUCUUUUCUGAAUAGCUCUA